Myzus persicae (green peach aphid) is the source of this 1395-nucleotide messenger RNA. RefSeq names its product hydroxyacyl-coenzyme A dehydrogenase, mitochondrial-like. Gene Ontology annotation, biological process: fatty acid beta-oxidation. Lineage: Eukaryota; Metazoa; Arthropoda; Insecta; Hemiptera; Aphididae. The transcript has a single exon. The coding region runs from base 272 to 1201 and encodes 309 amino acids. Gene Ontology annotation, molecular function: (3S)-3-hydroxyacyl-CoA dehydrogenase (NAD+) activity; NAD+ binding. The record is from RefSeq and is a predicted model, not a curated record. Gene Ontology annotation, cellular component: mitochondrion.
CUCGCAAGUCGCAGCUGUACCACGCAACACACUAUUUUUUUAAUAGUAAGCUACACUGGUAAUUUAUCGAGUUUAUUCAAGUUUAAUACUAUAAGUAAUAAUUAUAGUGUAUUAGUGUUCACUGUUCACAUUCAAGUCUCACUAGUCACUACCUAUAUCGACGGUGACAUUGUGCCAAGGUAAAUUUUAUCAUAUAUUUCCUUCUUCCGGGUUCGUUUGUAUUUUACAUCUUAUUAUAUUUUCUCAAAAAGCCUGCUCAAAAGUUAUAAAAAUGUCGUGUCUAAGUGUAAUUUCUCGUAACUUCUCAAGUUCUUCUGUAGCUCGUGCAGCUAUUAAAAAUGUUACCGUUGUCGGAGGUGGUUUAAUGGGCUCUGGUAUCGCCCAAAUAUCUGCUCAAACUGGUCACAAUGUGACAAUUGUUGAGCUCAACCAAGAAGUUUUAGACAAAACUCAUAAGAGCAUUCAACAGAGCUUACAAAGAGUCGCUAAAAAGGUUUACAAGGAAAAACCGCAAGAAGGUGAGAAUUUCGUUUCAGAAACUUUAUCAAGAAUUAGUACUUCCACAAACAUAGCUGAUGUAGUACAAAGUUCAGAUUUGGUGUUGGAAGCCAUUGUUGAAAACUUAUCUAUCAAACACAAACUCUUUAAGUCUAUAGAUGACAUAGCACCAGCAAAGACUAUAUUUGCUUCCAAUACAUCAUCACUGUCUAUCGGUGAAAUUGCAGCUGUAUGUAAGAGGAAGGACAAAUUUGCCGGUUUACAUUUUUUUAACCCUGUACCAGUGAUGAAAUUAUUAGAAGUUGUCAGAACUCCAGAAACAUCUGACGAAACUUAUGAAAAAUUAAUGGCUUGGGCAAAAGCUAUUGGUAAGACAGCCAUUACUUGUAAGGACACUCCUGGAUUUGUAGUCAACAGACUUCUUGUUCCAUUGAUAGCUGAAGCGAUAAGAAUGAUGGAGAGAGGUGAUGCUUCUCCUAAAGAUAUCGACAUAGCCAUGAAGUUAGGUGCAGGACACCCAAUGGGACCUAUUGAAUUGGCUGAUUAUGUUGGACACGAUACUACUAAUUCAAUUUUAGGCGGAUGGCAUGAAAAAUUCCCUGAGAAUCCAUUGUUCAACCCACUACCAUCGUUACAGAAAUUGGUUGGUGAAAAAAAAUUGGGUGUCAAGACUGGCGAAGGAUAUUAUUGUUAUAAGAAAUAAUAUUCUUCUUUAUAACUAUUGUUUGGGGGCAGAAAUAUAUUAUUGUUUUAAUUUUAUUUGUAUACUUAUUAAAUUUGUAGUAAUGAUUGAAAAAUCAAAUUAUUUUUGUAUUGGCACUUACCUAUUGUUUUAUUUAAAUAUAAAGCAAAAUCUAACAAAAUGUUAAUAUGUUCAUCAGUUUUAAAUAUAUAUAU